Rhipicephalus microplus (southern cattle tick) is the source of this 915-nucleotide messenger RNA. RefSeq lists its product as uncharacterized. The record is from RefSeq and is a predicted model, not a curated record. Lineage: Eukaryota; Metazoa; Arthropoda; Arachnida; Ixodida; Ixodidae.
AUGCCUCCUGCGCAGGUUCUGGCACCAUGGCCAGAAACGGGCCGGAAAUGGUCUCGAGUGCACAUCGACUACGCAAGCCCCGUCGAAGGACACAUGCUACUGGUGGUCGUAGAUGCUGAAACAAAGUGGCUGGAGGCCAUAUCGAGGCGUAGUACGACAUCAGAAGCCACCGUGGAAGCGUUGAGGCCGAUAUUUGCCAGGUUCGGACUCCCACAUACACUUGUUUCAGAUAAUGGCCCACAGUUCAUCUCAGCCGAGUUUCAGAACUUUGUAAGAAUGAACGGGAUCAACCACGUGACGACGGCGCCUUACCACCCGCAGUCAAAUGGCCUGGCGGAACGCGCGGUUCUCACGAUCAAGGAAGGCCUUCGAAAAAGCCAAGGGGGUGGCAGAUUCAUUAAACAUCUCAGUCAGAUUUUACGCCGAUACCGACGGACACCGGUAAAAGCUGGGAAGUCUCCGUCAGAACUACUGCUGGGUUAUCAGCUACGGACCAGGCUAGACUGUUGCCUCCCGAGUGCAGGCGGGGAACAGCGUUUUGAAGAGCGGUCCUCCACAAUGCCGUUCUGUGCAGGACAGCCGGUGUGGCUGAGAAGUUUCCACAGCCGGCCAAAAUGGUUGCCGGGAGUGGUCACCAGUACCCAAGGGGCUCGGAUGGCGACUAUGUCUACGCCGAUUGGCGAGCAACGUCGUAAUGCGAACCAACUGCGGCUGCGCACUCCGAAGGACUCAAACACGACGCAGCCAGGGGGCGCUACAACAUCCACCACCACCGCUAACGAAACAUCGCUGAUGCCAGCCGGCAUGGGUGACCCCACGCCGGCGGGGUCGCCGCCCUCUACCCAACCUGAGGCACCGCCGCCGCUUCGCCGGUCCAACAGGCUUCGGCGACCACCUCAAAGGUUCAACUGGUAA